This is a messenger RNA of Arabidopsis arenosa, 2611 nucleotides long. The record is from the annotation of a GenBank genome assembly. NCBI's taxonomy places the organism in Eukaryota, Viridiplantae, Streptophyta, Magnoliopsida, Brassicales, Brassicaceae.
UGUAACUUGACAGGUGCUGAUCCUUUAAUUUUGUUAAAUUUUAUUCUUUUUGUUGAAGUUAGAGAAGAGAAUGGGUGGUCAAGACAGUGGCGACGGCGGUGUUAGUAACGCAAACGGGGGUGUUCCGGCGUCUUCGAGGAAGGUUGUUCAGGGUUUGAAGGAGAUCGUGAACUGUUCUGAGUUAGAGAUCUAUGCGAUGCUUGUUGAGUGCGAUAUGGAUCCUGAUGAAGCUAUUAAUCGUCUCCUUUCUCAAGAUACUUUUCAUGAGGUGAAGAGCAAACGAGAGAAGAAGAAAGAGACUAAAGACCCUGCAGACUCCUGGACGCGUAACAUCCCGAAUCGGGGAGCUAGAAGCAGUAAUGACAGUUACAAUACCUCUCGAGGUAGCGGAAACAAGUAUAAUUCUAACGAGAUAGGAAAUGUUCAAGGUGUGCCUGCAAACAAAAGAAAAAACGGUGGACGUAAUCAUUGGGCUGGCUCUUCUGUAUCAUCUGGUGUUCUUGGACGCCAACCUCCAUCAAACAGUGAUCCUCCAAGUUCUGAAGUCAAGAAAGCACUAACGGGCCCGAGUGAUGCAGUUACUUCGUCUUCGCUGCCUUCUCCUGCGUAUCAAUCCGCUUGGGCCAGUGCUAACCCCGGGAAAAGAACUAUGGCUGAGAUUGUGAAAAUGGGUAGGCCUAACCAGCAGAAGAAUGUGGCUUUACCUCGUUCAUCAGAGGCUCAAGAGAGCGUAAGUAAAACCCCUUUGAAGGAUGAAUGUCCUUCAAUUGAGAAGCAAGAUGUUUCUUAUCCAUCAUCCUCUAUCUUGAAACCAUCUGCUGAAUCUAAGAUUUCUGCCGACCAAUUUAGUGAGUCUCAACAUCUGGAUGAGACUCAUUUGGAUAACCACCACCACGAAACAAAAACAAAUCCAAUUGGGUCUCCUCCUGAUGUGGAUCACAAUCCGCAUGCUUCAGUAUCAAGCAGAAAUUUGGUUAACGAUGAUUCAAGAAAUUCCUCAGUGUAUGACAAUGAAAAUAACAAAGCUGAGAGACAUUCUUAUGAGGAAAAUGGAGCUGAAGAUGUUUCUGCAUCUCUUGUUACCGGUUUUCAACAACUUACUAUUGAUACUAAAGAAGAGCAGGAAGCAUUACCGAGAGACGACAAACUUGCAGUGAUAAUUCCCAAUCACCUGCAAGUCCAUACCGCAGAAUGCUCUCACCUAAUGUUCGGUAGUUUUGGCUCCGGGAUAGGAUCUGGUCAAGCUAGUGGCUUGAAUGAUAAAUUGGAUGAACCACUAGAAGCACAUGAUGAUUUUUCAUUAAGACAUCCUGAGACUAACUUUUAUGGAGAAGAAGAAAAACAGAUGAGAAAUACUGCUACUAAUGAACAAGUGUCAUAUCAAAUCGAUUCAAGUACCCGAAAUUACCAUUCUGAGACAGAAGCAGUGCAACAUGAACCUCAGCUAGAAGAAGGUCAUCAGUACAAGUUUUCUUCUUCCGCAGAUUAUGGAUUUGAAAACAGCCAACAGUUGAAUCCUCCAUCAGAAACCAAUCCUCAAAUACAGAAUCUCGAUACCUACCCCAACGUAAUGCAGCAAGGAUAUACAAGUUCGUUAGCCAACACUCUACUCCCAUCAGACAUUCAAGAUGGAAGAGAAUCGGAUCUUCACUAUUUGCCUUUCACAACAAAAUACAACACUACUGCUCCCUCUUCACUUAGCGGCCCAACAAAUUCCAUGGCCGAGACACUAAGAGCUACGAGUAUUUCAUCUCAAAACGCAAUGCCCAGUGCAGGACAACAAGCAGCAGCUUUUACACAACACCUCGCCUUAAAUCCAUACUCUCAUCAGCCCAGGAUGCCUUUAGGGCAUCAUGGUAAUUUGAUAAGCUACCCAUUCUUGGCACAGAGUUACAACCCUUACAUGCCUUCACCUUUUCAGCAAGCGUUUCCCACUGGGAACCUUCAGUCUUUAGCUGCUAUGCUUCCGCAAUACAAAACUCAAGCAACCGCUCCUCCUGUUCCUCCUCCCUCUGUCUACGGGUUUGGCGGUGGUGAUGCCUCAAGUAACAGCUUCCUUUUGAAUCCCACAAGUGUUGCAAACUCCUACGAUGAUGUCUUGAGCUCCCAGUUUAAUGAUAACAAUCACUUGGCAUCAUCUCUUCAGCAGCAGAACGAAAACUCAGCAGCAUGGCAUCAAGGACAACAACCCAACUCGCGAGUAGUUCCAGGAAGCGGAUAUUACAGCUUCCCUGGUCAUCAGAAUCAGCAGCCUCCCGGUUUCUGUCAAACCCAACAACUACAACACCAGCAGCAGCCGUCUCAACAACAACAACAACAACAACAACAUUAUGGAGGACAUGGCUAUGUGAGUCCUUACCAUUCACAAGCAGCAAUGUCAUUAGAACAUCUUCAUCACCAACAACAACAAAAUGCUAGAGACGCGUCUAAACAGGCCCAACAGCAGUUAUGGCCCAACAACUACUGAUCAAAAGCAAUCAGUCAAAUCUCCUCUUUCCCCUUCAUUUUCCAUCUCUCAUUCCUGAGUAGCGAUGGGAAGAUUCCGUAUUGUGAAAAUGGAGUUGUGUUGUGUGUGUGUGUGGGUUUGUGGUUCGGGGUAGGGUCUUAUGAG